AGGCGAAGCAGCUCCAGCAAUUGCUGGCGGGUCUACUCCUCAGUCAGACACCCACAACAGAAUGUCUCUGCUCUUGCUGCAGAGUAUGUUUCUGCUGGUGCUGGCGACGGUCAUCAUUAUUGUCUGCGAGGUGAAAACUGUUUUGGAGAUUGAAGUUGGUCGAAGACAGACCCCCUAUUUCCAAAACGGUUCAGACGAUACUGUAUCAGAGUCUAUAACCAACGAACUAAACAAGACGGAUGAUCUGCCCAAUAAGACAAAUGGGUUCUCUCGUGUGCCGACUGUGAAUACCGUUGUUAUGAGGAGCGAUAGGAAGACCACACCACGAAUAAGUGUUAUUCAUUGCAAUUGUUCAAUUCGAAAGUCUCGGGGUGGUGCAACAACAGUGCAAAAGUUAGACUCUGUGAUAUCUUGGCUCAACGAGACCACCAAGGAACAUCUGACAAAACACCACCCGAACCUUCCAAUAGACUUCCUGUAUAAAAUUAGCGGGGAACGUAGUUGUAACUUACUACCAACACUCUUCCACAUCGAGUGGAGGAACAAACACUGGCAAGAAACAAAAAUUUUCAACACCACCAUUCACUUGUACUCCGCCUUCUACGACCCCAACCCAGACGGAGAACCCUGCGUGAGACUGCUCGGUGUCACCAAGAGUACCAAGCCCCACAGUGGAUGGUGUCAACUCUGGUUCACCUCAAAAGAUCCUCCCGUCGUCAGCAAAGUCACCACCUCCGAAUUCGUGGAUUGGCAAAACAAGGACAGCAGCCGUCAGAUGCCCUACCUGUUCACCUGUCUCCUGCCAUCUGAGGUGCGCCACCUCCAGCCUGCUGCUGUCUCCCUCGUCCAGAAACCCUGCCAGAUUGCUACUAACUUACUAAAGGCGGUGGGCGGGAAGGAGAGAGAGUCGUCAGCUUACCAACAUGGACAAAUACCUGAUGAUCCUGGCAG
Molecule: messenger RNA, 951 nt
Organism: Homarus americanus (American lobster)
Lineage: Eukaryota; Metazoa; Arthropoda; Malacostraca; Decapoda; Nephropidae
Source: RefSeq, a predicted model, not a curated record